GAAGUGUUUGAUCUAUAUUUAUUGCAACUGGAAUUUAUCUGAGGAAAAUAAAGUAACAGCACAAUUGUCUGUUGCCAAUCAAUCAUUAACAACGUAUUAAACGCAAUAAACAGAUAUCAUGUUAAUAAAAUCUUUACAUAUAUGAGAAUUAGCCGUUAGGUUCUGUCGACCGGUCUGUUGAGGAACGAACGGAGUAUCUCCCGAACUAGGCAACAAAUCAAUGUAGUUUUUCCUUUCCGAUUGUGAAAAAGUCAUAAUGACAUAAGAGGAAUCAAGCAAUAUCGUCGUAUUGUUGAUAAACUAAACAAUUGUUGAUACUGAUAUCAUUUUUCUAACCUACGGAGAAUGUAAAAAUGUGCUGGAAAAGUGGCGGACGAUAUGAAAAUUAAUUAUUGAAGUUUGACCGUCAAAGUUCAGGCUUUUUUGACAAUAGGAUGGUUUUACGUGGCGGCACCUGCCGCUUGGUUAAAAGGUGCACUAACGUUGGCAUUAGGCAUGUCAGAACGUUACCACGUUUAACUCCACAAGAGGUCACGUCAAUUUUACAAGCUAAUGAAUAUACCAAAGAUUUCGAAGGUCCUGGGUCAAUUAAGAGCUAUGAUUCCAAUCAGCUUGCUUCUAAUAACCCUAUUGAAGAUACAAGAUCUGAAGCACAAUGUCUUCUAACUAAAGGCAUGUUAUUGGGAGUGUUUGAUGGUCAUGGAGGUGGUGCCUGUGCUCAGGUCAUUUCAAAAAGACUGUUCAACUACAUCUCAGCAUGUUUACUUCCUCCGGAAAUACUGCAACAAUACUUAGACUCCAUAAAAACAAAUAGAAAUCUAGAGCUGAUCAAAACGUUCAAUGACAAAGUUGAAUUUGUCGCUGAAAUCAAGGAACUGUACAGGUCCAGCUUCCUAACGUUCGUUAAAGAACUUAUAAAAAGUGGCUCACCAAAGGAAUUUCAAAUGGAAACAGCACUGGAGAAUGCUUUCCUAAGAUUAGACAAUGACUUAUCUACAGAGGCGUUGAUAAAGUCAAGCAAAAAAGAAGCAGCACGAACACUAGCAGUGGCUAUGUCUGGUGCUGUAGCAGCUAUAGCUCAUAUUGACGGCCCUCAUUUACACGUAGCUGGUGUCGGCGAUUGCCAAGUAGUCCUAGGAGUACUCUCAGAGAGUGAUGGGUGGUCCACAAAGAUGAUGACAGUUGAGCACAACAGCGAUAAUCGUGAUGAAGUAAAGAGGAUAUUAUCUGAGCAUCCUCCUAACGAGAAGUCCACUGUCAUAAAAAUGGAGCGUCUCUUGGGUCAAUUAGCACCGCUGCGUGCACUCGGAGAUUUCCGGUACAAAUGGAGUAAAGACAUAAUGAGACAGGUGGUGGUACCGUUCUUGGGCGAAACAGCCAUACCACCAAAUUACUAUACUCCGCCUUAUUUAACGGCAAAGCCCGAGGUCAAAUAUCACAGGUUAACUCCUAGAGAUAAAUUUAUAAUAAUUGGAAGUGACGGUCUUUGGGAUUUAAUAUCGCCAUUACAAGCCGUACGACUGGUAGGCGAACACAUGAGCGGAAAAGUAACACUUAGUCCGCUCAGGUUACCUCGCAAAAAUAUGAAACUCUCAGAUAUCAAUGAGAUGCUAUUACAACGUAAGGAAGGUUUGAAGAAGAAACCUUUGGACGGAAACGCGGCGACUCACUUAUUAAGAAAUGCACUAGGUGGUACAGAGUAUGGGAUUGAUCACGGAAAGUUAUCCCAGUUAUUAACCUUGCCAAGUGAAGUAGUGCGGGUUUUUCGUGAUGACAUAACAAUAACUGUGGUAUAUUUUGACUCUGAAUUUCUAAGGCACUGCCCUCCUUGAUGGAACAAAUAUCCCUAAUGUGAUAUUUUUACAGUGUGCAGACUUUUAUUUUGUUUUGGAUGUCAAUUGUAAAUUCUCCAAUUUACUACAGUGUAUAGCUUGUUAUUUAUUUAGUUAACAAUAAAAACAAUUUACAUAAGA
Messenger RNA from Cephus cinctus (wheat stem sawfly), 1973 nucleotides. RefSeq names its product pyruvate dehydrogenase [acetyl-transferring]-phosphatase 1, mitochondrial (gene Pdp). Gene Ontology annotation, biological process: protein dephosphorylation. Gene Ontology annotation, molecular function: protein serine/threonine phosphatase activity; cation binding. The transcript has 5 exons. The record is from RefSeq and is a predicted model, not a curated record. The coding region runs from base 435 to 1832 and encodes 465 amino acids. NCBI's taxonomy places the organism in Eukaryota, Metazoa, Arthropoda, Insecta, Hymenoptera, Cephidae.